AAGAUUGUUGACGUAUCAUAAGUGCUUUAUAUGGAUUUUACGAAAUUAUUUUAGUGAAGUCUAUCAGUGUUACUAAUCAAUAUAGUAUCAGUUACGUGCUGCUGGACAACAGUACUUUACUUGACCCGCUUAUCUACGGGACACUUAAAACUGACAAGGUCUCUUUGAUUUACACUCUUAUUAUUUUACUUUUGUAAAUAGAACAAUUUAGAUGUGGACCUAAAUUGAAGUGACAUAUCUAUAAUAAUUUAAAGUGGUUUAUCGGAGUCAACAGUUAUUUAUUCCUGAAGACAGACCAACGCGGCAUUUUGAAAUAAAAUGCCAUUGAUUAUUUUAUAAAAAUACCCCAGCAUAAAGCCGCUUUUCUCUUCGUUGCUACAUUCGGAGCAUCUCGGUUAUGAACAGAUAGACGUGUGGGUAAUAAAUAGGGAUAAACUAACUUGUAUGUAUCACGGAUUAUACGAACCAAGAGUAGAUUAUCAAUUCUGAGUUUUUCGAAGGAUUUUUUUUUUUUGGAAAAAUAACAUUUGAUUGGAGAUACAUUUUAUAAAGCAUCAAAAUGUUAAAAAGACUUCGUGAGGCUUCUAUAAGCCAGGAAAGUUCAACAUCAAGCGCUCGACAAAUAACAGUGACGUCACCACGAGAGUCGAAAAAUCCAACACCAUUACCACAGCAACAUCCGCAGACGACAAAACCAGUUCUUGGACAAACUGGACGCGGACCGAGUCUGUUGGGUCUUCUUGCUGCGAAACGUUUCACUAGAAAUCUCAGAAACAAAUACCAUCGCUCUGGAAGCUUAUAUGGAUCUUCGCGUCAUUCAACUUCUAUUCAAGUUCAGCGGGAACCGACCUACCGAAUGGAACCGAAAAAUAAAUUCAAUCCCGAGGAAGCCGGAAACGUUAUCAAAUCGAUUAUUGAUCAGAGAAUGAAAGGGUUUAAAUACCACCCUAAAUUUUGCUCCAAUAUGUGUAAACUCCUAAGUGAUGAAAUCAAAGAUGGAAUCAAAAAACUAAAAUAUGACAGAUAUAAAAUUGUUGCCGUUGUGCAUAUCGGCGAGAGAAAAGACCAGAGCACGGUCGUUGCUAGCAGAUGUGCCUGGGACAAGAAGUUGGACAACUUUGCAACAUACACCUUCGAAACACCUUCACUUUUCUGCACAGCCUCCGUUUUUGGAAUUUACAACGAGUAAGAACUAUAAAUGUUAAAUUUGUACGUGCAUGCAAAUGAAAACGGGUUAUCUAUAUGACAAAAAAAAUGCAGGGAAAAUCACCCGAUAAGUAAUCAGUUUGUGCGAAUUCUUUUCAUAAAACAUUAUAUUGUGGGUAAAUGGAGGGACUUUUACAUAUAUUACUGUAUAGGCCUAUUACCUAUAACUUGUAUUUCUCACUGAGAAUCUUCCAUUUUGACUGGCUGUAAAUGUAUAUGAUUGUUUAUGAUUGAAGAAUGAGUAGAUCGGUGAUAAGACUGAAACGGGUAUAUAAUCAGUUGUGAUCUAGUUUAUUGAUGACUAGAUGAUCAAUCAAAAGCAUAGCGAUUAUAUUGUUUUUUUGUUUUUUUAAAUGAACAUUUUAUUCUGUUUGUAGUAUGUAAAUAAGUGUACAUAUAAUUUAUAUGUAAAAUCUUUGUGUUUGAGCAGUUGUCAUUUUUUUACAGAAAUUUGAUUGUUUUCAAUAAAUCUAUAACUGUC
This is a messenger RNA of Mercenaria mercenaria, 1687 nucleotides long. Its product is annotated as dynein light chain Tctex-type 5-like. Bases 560 to 1189 code for a protein of 209 amino acids. The transcript has a single exon. Gene Ontology annotation, biological process: microtubule-based movement. Gene Ontology annotation, molecular function: dynein intermediate chain binding. Gene Ontology annotation, cellular component: cytoplasmic dynein complex; cytoplasm. Lineage: Eukaryota; Metazoa; Mollusca; Bivalvia; Venerida; Veneridae. The record is from RefSeq and is a predicted model, not a curated record.